Messenger RNA from Rotaria sordida, 261 nucleotides. The record is from the annotation of a GenBank genome assembly. NCBI's taxonomy places the organism in Eukaryota, Metazoa, Rotifera, Eurotatoria, Philodinida, Philodinidae.
AUGCCACGAGCUGCUAAAUCACAAAAAGAUCCAAAUGCACCAAAACGUCCAUUAUCAACGUUUUUCUUAUUUUCACAAGAUGAACGACCUAAAAUAAAAAAAGAAAAUCCAUCAUUGUCUGUUUCGGACAUAGCUAAAGUUAUUGGUGAACGAUGGCGUUCAAUUGGUGAUGACAAAAAACGUCAUUAUGAAGAAAGAGCUCGACAAGAAAAAGAAAGAUAUGAUCGUGAAAUAGCUCAAUAUAAACAAGGUGGAAAAUAG